This is a messenger RNA of Talpa occidentalis (Iberian mole), 1014 nucleotides long. RefSeq names its product carcinoembryonic antigen-related cell adhesion molecule 8-like. Gene Ontology annotation, cellular component: cell surface; plasma membrane. NCBI's taxonomy places the organism in Eukaryota, Metazoa, Chordata, Mammalia, Eulipotyphla, Talpidae. Gene Ontology annotation, molecular function: protein tyrosine kinase binding. The record is from RefSeq and is a predicted model, not a curated record. Gene Ontology annotation, biological process: signal transduction; regulation of immune system process.
AUGGAGGCCCCCUCAGCCCAUGGACGCAGAGGCCAAGUCCCCUGGCAGGGGCUCCUGCUGGCAGUCUCACUCUCAACCUUCUGGAUCCCGUCAGCCACUGCCCAGCUGACUGUUAAACCAGAGCCUGCUAAUGUUGCUGAAGGGAAAGAUGUUCUUCUGCGUGUCUACAAUUUGUCAAAGAAACCUCUAAAAUAUGACUGGUAUAAAGGAAGAGGUGUGGACAGCAGUCAACUUAUUAUAUCCUAUAGAGUAGACACUCAAAAUACCACCCCCGGGCCCAUGUGCAGCGGUCGAGAGACUAUAUACCCCAAUGGAUCCCUGCUCAUCCAGAAGGUUACCAAGGCGGACACAGGAGACACCACCGUAUUAGUUUUAUACGAUGACUUCUCCAGUGGAGGAGGAACAGGAUGGUUCCAAUCUUCUUGGCUGAUCAAUGGGAGACCCCAAAGCCCCAUGCAGGUGCUCUUUAUCCCCAACAUCUCAAGUGAUGGUGGAUCCUAUAACUGCCUCAUCCAUAACUCUGUCACUGGCCUCAAUAGGACCACAGUCAGGACGAUCAAAGUCUCUGAGCCAGUGGCCCUACCCUCCAUCCAAGCCAGCAGCACCACAGUCACUGAACACAAGGACUCCGUGAUCCUGACCUGCCUCACAAGAGACACUGGGAUCUCCAUCCUGUGGCUCCUCAAUAACCAGCGUCUGCGGCUCACAGACAGGAUGACGCUGUCCCAGGACAAGAGCUCCCUCACCAUCAGUCCCAUCAGGAGGGAGGAUGCCGGGGAGUAUCACUGUGAGGUCUCCAACCUGGUCAGUUCCAGCAAAAGUGACUCCCUCACCCUCACUGUGAACGCAGGAGGAGAUACCACAGGCCUCUGGGCAGGGGCCAAGAAUGAUAUUGUGAUCGGUGGCACAAUGGCACUAGUGGCACUGGCAGCUGUCCUGGGGUGUGUCGUGCUCGUGAAAAACUCUAGGAGGUAUGCCAGCAUUUCCUACCUCUCUGAUCCUGUCCCAGGCUGA